This is a messenger RNA of Ipomoea triloba (trilobed morning glory), 989 nucleotides long. RefSeq lists its product as uncharacterized. The coding region runs from base 252 to 659 and encodes 135 amino acids. The record is from RefSeq and is a predicted model, not a curated record. The transcript has 2 exons. Lineage: Eukaryota; Viridiplantae; Streptophyta; Magnoliopsida; Solanales; Convolvulaceae.
GAGUAUCUUUCGUGGAAGCGCAAUCACAAACCGCUUCUGCCAUUCCAUUCCAGAAAGUCACAGAGCAAAAGAAAACCAAAACAAUCCCCCAGAAAUUUCCAGAUUCACUCUCCUCAUCAUUAUUAUUUAUUAUUUUAUAGUGUAUCACCCAACCACCCACUAACUAAUCGCUAUUUGAGCCACCAUAGAUUAACAACAGUAGUUUUCGUCAAUUCAAAGUCAAGUCUACAGCUUACAUUCGGUUUUUAAGAAUGUUGAGCUCUCAAGGUCUGGUUUUGGCUACAGCUAUGGCCGUCUCUGCGGGAACCAUAAUUAUCCUUGAUCUUCUCCGGGACAAGUACUUUCACCAGAAUCAACAAUCCUUCCCAGAGAAACACCGGAUUCUCAGGUCUUGUUUAACGUCUUCAGCUUCAGGAGGCGAUAGGAACAAGGAGAGCGAGAAGAAAUCGAAGAAGAAGAAGAGAGUUCAUUUUGCAGAGGACGUGAAGGACACAAUCGGGAAUGGCGAGGAGUACCGGAGACAAUUCGAAAUGGUGAAUAAUCAGAGGCGGCGUUAUUCGUGCGGGAAUGCCGGAAACAAGGGAAUGCCGGAAAAUCGGGCGGCGCUGUACGCCGGAGUGCUCAGAGAUCGGGUGCAGCGGAUGGAAUACUCAUACUGAUCGGAUCUGAUCAGAUCAUCUGAAAUUUGUGUAUCCGAUCCGCCGGACUAAUUCAAUCGAUGAUUGAUCAGAAGAAAUCUGAAUCUGCUGCGGCGUUGGUUUGUUCAUGUGGUUUUGUUUUGUAGUAGGUAGUCGUGUAGAUUUCGUAUAGGAGAGCAAAAGGAGGAAUUGACUAGAGAAGACGUGGGAGCCUUUAAUUUAAUUUAGUAUUGUACAGUGUGUUCCUGGCGCUCACUGUUCUCUGCUUUUCUUUUCAACUCUCUAUUAUGUAAACUGUUUUUGUUUUUCUCUUUUGCUACACAACAUAACUAAAUAGUGUUUGCACACAUA